CCUCAGCACAUCGACAGCAUGGACGACCCUGAUCUCGCAGCCAUCCGUGCCGCACGCAUGCGCGAGCUGCGCGGCGGCGGCGGCGGUGGUGGCGGCGGUGGUGGCGAGGCAUCGGGCAGCGGCCUGCCCGCCGGCCUCAGCCUGGGCGGCGGCGGCGGUGGAGGGCGUGGAGGAGGGGCGCAGGACGAGGAGGCGCAGGCACGGCAGCAGGAGCAGAUGGACGAGCAGAAGCGCCAGCUGCUGAGCACCGUGCUUGAUGCGCAGGCACGGGAACGCCUCUCGCGCAUCGCCAUGGUCAAGCCGCAGAAGGCACGCGCCAUCCAGGACCUCAUCCUGCGCAUGGCGCAGUCGGGCCAGGUGCGCCAGCGCAUCACCGAGGAGCAGCUCAUCGGCCUGCUGCAGCAGGUUGAGGGCGGGCAGGAGGCGCAGGGCAAGAUCACCUUCACGCGCAAAAAGCAGGUGCUCGAGGACUCGGACGACGACUUCGACCUCUGA
Molecule: messenger RNA, 495 nt
Organism: Tilletiopsis washingtonensis
Lineage: Eukaryota; Fungi; Basidiomycota; Exobasidiomycetes; Entylomatales
Product: DNA-binding TFAR19-related protein
Exons: 3
Coding region: 19-495 (158 amino acids)
Cellular component (GO): nucleus; cytosol
Molecular function (GO): DNA binding
Source: RefSeq, a predicted model, not a curated record